AUGGAGAAACCUGUUACUGGUAUUUGCCAUCCACCUUCUGAUAUGCUUGUUGUCGAACCCGAGUAUUGCCCCCAGGCCCCCCAGGCUGUUGUGGAUUGGUACAAGUUGGAUGAAGAUACACGUUACAAUAGUAGUCUGGAAGAUGCGGAAGAAAUGGCAAGAAAGCAUCUCGCAGCAAUGGGGUGGGUGUUUGUAUUUGGCCGGAAGGGAGUAAAGCGCGAGUUACGCUACACUUCACCCGGUGGAAAAUGUUUUCACUCGCUUCGAACGGCGUGCAAAGCCUGUAUUGAUGAAGGAGCAGUUUCUAUGACUGUUGGGUCUAAUUCUGUUUCCCGAACAGUUUCUGUUGCUUCCGGUUCUGUUUGUGAAAAGAUUGCUUGUUAUCGUAAGCCAAUCAAAUUUGUUCAUGUGAGUGACAACGUAAAGGGCGACAUAGGCGGCCACCCAAAGAGAAAGAGAAAGAGAGGAAAGGUGCUUGCAGAAUUGAAGAAAAUAAGGAAACAGUCGAGCGGGACUCAGUCAAAAAAUCUGCUCGGAUCAGGAAAAAUUGUACGGGAUGCAGUAAUUUGUAGCUCCUCAAAGCUCAAGGUUCGAUCAUUGUUGUGUGGGCUGAUAGACAACAAUGUGUUGUUGCCUAGGACAAGAGUACACUACCGUGGGAGAAAUGGUUGUGCUCCAUCGAAAAAGGGGCACAUAACUCGUGAUGGGAUUAAGUGUGAUUGUUGCUACACGCUGUUUUCUCUCACUGCUUUUGAAGCUCAUGCUGGUAGUUCAAACCAUAGACCGGCUGCCAAUAUUCUACUCGAAGAUGGGAGGUCUCUACAGGAUUGUCGAAGGCAGGGGAUUAAUAAUAACUCCACAACAAAGCUACAAGAGAAUGAUGAGAUAUGCUCUGUUUGUCACUAUGGGGGUGAAUUAGUUUUAUGUGAUCAGUGUCCAUCCUCAUUCCACAAGAGUUGCAUUGGCUUGCAGGAUGUUCCAGUUGGUGAUUGGUGUUGCCCAUCAUGUGCUUGUGGAGUUUGCGGUCAUGGCAAGUUUCAAGAAGACAAUGGGAAUUUUAUGGACGAUAGUUUUGUUACUUGCAAGCAAUGCGAGCAUAAAUUUCACAUUGGGUGCCUAAAGAGUAAAAAGAUGGUCAAUACAGAUCGUUGGUUCUGUGGCAGAAAGUGUGAAUGCAUUUUUCUGGGCCUUCGCAAGCUUUUAGGGAAACCAAUUCCAGUGGGUGUUGAUAAUUUGACUUGGACACUAUUGAAGUCCACAUAUUCUGAAAGCUGCAAUCUAGCAGAUUCUCCUAGAAUUGAGGCCUCCAUGGAGAAUUACAGAACGCUCAAUGCUGCUCUAAGUUUGAUGCAUGAGAUUUUUGAGCCUGUCAAACAACCUCUUACUAACACAGACCUUGCUGAAGAUGUAAUUUUCAGUAGAGGGUCAGAGCUUAAACAAUCCAACUUCCGAGGGUUCUACACUGUGCUCUUGGAAAGAAACGAUGAAGUGAUUUGUGUGGCUACUGUAAGGAUUUAUGGGGAAAAGGUGGCAGAAAUACCUCUUGUUGGCACCAGUUUUCAACAUCGUAGAUGUGGGAUGUGUCGCAUAUUGAUGGAUGAGCUUGAAAAGCAGCUGAUGGCACUUGGAGUGGAGAGGCUAAUUUUGCAUGCUGCUCCUACUGUGCUCAAGACGUGGACAACUUCAUUUGGGUUUUCCAAGAUGACUGAUUUUGAGAAGGUGCAGUUUAUGGAUUAUACUUUCCUGGAUUUCGAAGAUACCAUCAUGUGUCAGAAGCUCCUAAUGAAGAAACCUGCAGUAGAAAUUGUGGACCAGGGACUUGUAGAUACUGCUGUGACGCAUGGAAAAUUCAAUUUUCAGUGUUUUGAUGAAGUCUUCAAUUUCAAAGAGGCAAGCAGGGACAGCAACAGUGAUUAUUCCAAGAAGAGGAAGAUAUCAGCAUGGGAGAGCCAAAGCAGUGACUAUUCCAAGUUCUGCAAGAGGAGGAAUAUAUCAGCAUCUGACAGCCGAUUCCCAUUCCAUGAUACAACUGGUAGAUAUCUUAUGUCAGCAUUUUAA
Alnus glutinosa is the source of this 2058-nucleotide messenger RNA. RefSeq names its product increased DNA methylation 1-like. The transcript has a single exon. The coding region runs from base 1 to 2058 and encodes 685 amino acids. Lineage: Eukaryota; Viridiplantae; Streptophyta; Magnoliopsida; Fagales; Betulaceae. Gene Ontology annotation, biological process: negative regulation of DNA-templated transcription. Gene Ontology annotation, molecular function: acyltransferase activity, transferring groups other than amino-acyl groups; transcription corepressor activity. The record is from RefSeq and is a predicted model, not a curated record.